AUGAAUAAGGAGGCGAUCACAUUGAAACAAGAGGAUGAUAUUACAGUGAAAGAGGAAUAUGGGAACGAGGUUGUCAAAGUGGAAAAAGGGGUAGGAGCUUUCAGAAUCAAGAAGGAGGAAGAACCUUUUGAAGUAAAAGAGGAGGAUUUCUCAAUAAAAGAGGAAGACGAGACCGAACAUCCGAUUACCACCAGACAACGCUGGCCGUUCCGUCCUCCCGGAGUCACAGUGUCGUACCUCUCCCGGGGGAAGAAGUUGUCUCUGCUGCUGGUGGACUGCAGGAAAGCAACAGGGCUGAGUGGAACUGAGAGAGGAGGAGAGAAGAACGGAUCAGAUUUGACACAUCAAAAAAUUGAGAGUGACACGAAAGGAAUGGAUGAGGACUCUAUGAGUGAUCUGAGUUUUGAUUCCAGCGCGGAUGAAAUGUUUUUGGAAGAAGAAGAUCCACUUUUCGAUCAUGGCUCCGACUGGGAGUCCCCAGUGCCAACUUGUCCAUCCCCCUGUGAAGCUGGUUCAUCCAGCUGUCCCCCUGCUGUCUCCGGCUCCACGCCUCCCGGGCUCCUCCCCUCUAGAGGACCGGCAUUGAAGAGGAAGAGGGGAAGUGUGUCAUCCGCUAACAGAGGGACAGAAGGGCGUUGGCACACCGUCCUAGAAGACGAUGUGGAGCCACCCCAACCAACUUUUAGGCCGAAAAGGAAGCCAGGACCUCAACUAAACAUGACUGCUAAGUACAGUCCCCUUCAGCUUUUUCAGCUGUUCUUCACCCCAUCCGUUGUAGAGUCGCUCGUGUCUAACACCAAUAAGUAUGGGAAGAAGAAGCAAGCAGGCAAAAAGGCAGCAUGGAAGCCCAUAUCCACGGCAGACUUGUUCUGCUACCUUUCUCUGGUCAUCUACAUGGGGCUGGUGAGGCUGAAAAGCCUGAGGGACUACUGGAAAACGUCAUCUCUCUACCAACUGCCUUUCCCCAUGACUGUUAUGUCCUGCAAAAGGUUUCUGGAUCUCUCCCAGGCGCUUCACAUCAGUGACCCAAUGGUUGAUGAAGAGAAUGAGAAGAAGAGAGCACACAUUGUCGAGGCCUGCAAGACAUACUUUCAGCCAGCCCAGAACGUGUCAAUCAAUGAGAGGAUGGUGGCCUCAAAGGACAGCAUUGGCCUCCAGCAGUACGUGAGAAACAAACCAACCAAGUGUGGUUUCAAGCUGUUUGUGUUGGCUGAUUCUGAGUGUGCCUACACGUGCAAUUUCUUGGUCUACGAGGGGAAGAACAGUUUCGCUUACGGUAAGGAACUCAGCUAUGCCUCUGUAAUGGUGUUAUUGGAUUUUCAACUGCUCGGGAAGGGCUACAAACUGUUUGUGGAUAACUUCUACACAAGCCCUGCCCUGUUUGCAGACCUUAGGAAGCGGGGAGUGUGGGCUUGUGGCACCAUUCGUACCACCAGGGAGGGCUUCCCGAAGACGAAGGUGAACGACAUGCCUAAGCAUGCUGAUCGGGGACCAUGCGAUGGAUCCGUGAAGAUGGCAUGCUGUUUGUAA
Messenger RNA from Oncorhynchus masou masou (cherry salmon), 1530 nucleotides. Its product is annotated as piggyBac transposable element-derived protein 4-like. The record is from RefSeq and is a predicted model, not a curated record. Bases 1 to 1530 code for a protein of 509 amino acids. The transcript is spliced from 5 exons. NCBI's taxonomy places the organism in Eukaryota, Metazoa, Chordata, Actinopteri, Salmoniformes, Salmonidae.